UUCCUUCGUUCCCUACCAUCCAGGCUUCCCCAGGUAUUCCCGUUCUGCCCCAGACAGCGAAAGAAUCUCCUGUGAAGAAAUUCAUGCGACGCACCGCCACCCUCUUGCGUCUGGCAAAGCCUUCUUCACAUGAAGCACCCCUUCCUCUGCACCCGACCAUCACAGCCGGGUCCCCGAUACCGGACGCCAUUUAGAUGUCAAUGGUACCCCCCCAGUAUCAGGCAACCAAUCCUCGCGGAACAGAGCUUCAACUCUUCCCACAGGGUCUAACCCAGCACUCACCGAUACCAACACGAUUUCUAGGAACAGGUUAAUGUUUCUGUCUCCGUCACGUUCCCUUCCUUCGCUUCCACCUGCGUCACUCCCGGAGAUGACUCACGAAAUUACCCUGCCACCAUUUUUGAAUGGCACCCCUUCUCAGGAUCUUAUCUCACCAAGUCCUUCUGCUGAGGGUAUUUCUCUGGGCCCGCUAACGCCUGUGUCGCCCAUAAUUAUUGUUGAUGAGCCUGCUGAGAUGUGGAAGGAUGAGGGUACUUCGGCGGAAGCGCCGAUUGAAGCUCAGAUCGGUGGUGUUGAGCUUACUGAAGCGAUGGAAUCCGGGAUCAGCGUGUCUAUCGAUUCUAAAGACGCAGGUGGCGACGAGAAGCGAUCAUCGAAUGACUGGCAGAUCCUGGAUAUUGGCAUUAUGGAUGCAGACAUACGGGAAUCAUCAUUCUCCUCUCCCAUUUCGGGAACUCGAUCUCGCUCUUCUUCAGGUUCAAUCUUUUUGUCGGCCCAGUCCGUGCCACAUGGAGAGUCGCUCCCAUCACCUUCGAUGUCCGCACCGCCUUCCUGGUCCAAAAUUGCAUCGUCUCCGGUCAGGCCUCGAAAAUCCCUCUGUCGGACGCUCCUUACUUUACUCUCAAACACCGAGAAGGCAGACCCGAGCAAUGAUACACGAUCUCGAUCUCCAGCUUUUGUGAUGGCUCUUAGUCCGACCAUGCACUCAAACGGAUCGAUUGCGAGACAGACGAUGUUUAUUGAGGAUGAUGAGAUGAGGUAUCUGAGCGAGGUGGCGUUUUCGACGUGAGAGCAUCACCACAUGGGCGAAGAUGAGUUAUACGUCAUUAUUUUCUUGCGUAGUCCAAUUGGUUUUUACUUCCUUCUGUAAAACCACCUCCGUGCACCAGUGCACCAGUGCAUGCACUCAGACGGUUGAUUGCUA
This is a messenger RNA of Cantharellus anzutake, 1204 nucleotides long. RefSeq lists its product as uncharacterized. The transcript is spliced from 3 exons. Bases 314 to 1069 code for a protein of 251 amino acids. Lineage: Eukaryota; Fungi; Basidiomycota; Agaricomycetes; Cantharellales; Hydnaceae. The record is from RefSeq and is a predicted model, not a curated record.